Oryzias melastigma (Indian medaka) is the source of this 4127-nucleotide messenger RNA. RefSeq names its product G protein-coupled receptor 37b (gene gpr37b). Gene Ontology annotation, biological process: adenylate cyclase-inhibiting G protein-coupled receptor signaling pathway; positive regulation of MAPK cascade. Lineage: Eukaryota; Metazoa; Chordata; Actinopteri; Beloniformes; Adrianichthyidae. The record is from RefSeq and is a predicted model, not a curated record. Gene Ontology annotation, molecular function: prosaposin receptor activity; G protein-coupled peptide receptor activity. Gene Ontology annotation, cellular component: signaling receptor complex; plasma membrane.
GAGGAGGAGAAGGAGGAGGAGAGGCAUCGGCAGCAGAGGAGGCAGAGGCAAGGUGCCUCCCUUUCUUCCCUCCCUUUAACUCUCGCUCCCCUCCCCUCUCCUCGCUGUGCGCCACAGCCAUAGCUGGGCUCUCCGCGCGGACGGCACCCGCAUUGCCGCGCUGACCCAACCCAGAACGCACAGGAGCUGGAGCCGCGCGCCAGCAGAGAUGCGGCUGUUUCAUUGGUCCGCGGCGUCGCUUCUGUGUCUGGAUCCGCUGCUCUGCUCAGAAAUGCUCAGAGUUUGCGCGCGGCAGUGACGGAGGAGGAGAAACGCUCCUGUGGCGCCGUGGCGCAUGUCCGUGCGCUCGGAUGAUACAAGUUUGAGGACUUCGGUGUGUUAUUCCCACCAUGGAUGUUGACUGAAAGACAGAGCAUUCCCAGCUGCUGAUAAGUAAGCAUGAGGACGCACUCGUGAGGACUGGAACUGCGCUCAGAAAAAUCCCUGGAUCAUGCAGAUUCUCCCACCCGGGACGCUUUUCCUCCUACUUGCCCACGCGCACGUGUUGUUAUCCUUGAGGAAUAAUGGGGAGGCUCACAGCAGAGCGGACGGCAACAGCAGCAGGACUUUCCACGGCUGGCCCCGGGAGAGUCAUCCAAACAAAGCCCGGGAGCGCGCGUCCCCGCUGGCGCACGCCACAGGUGCGUCCUCGGCGGCGGGGAUCCGAGCGAGCCUGAACGCCACUCAUCCCUGGAUGAGGGAGGAAGCGAGGCGCGUCGGGCACAGCAGGCGGGACGUGGACAGGACCGUGACGCCCGCGGAGGAUCCCGGCGGCGCCGCGCACUGGGACGCGACGCGCCGCCACAAUAAUAGGAGGAUAAAGUUGAAUGGCGCGCUUGGUAUCACGGAGACGCCAGCAGGUGGGCACUACAAUGCAGCGAAGGCAUCUUCAGCGGGAGGGGGGCCAGAGGAGGACACAAAAGAGGAGUUGAAGAAAGCCCCGAGGAGGGGGAGAAGCAGGCAGAACAAAAGCUCCGGAGUUGUGGCUCAACCUCACGCGUCGCCGUGGGAACCCAUUCCCAAACCAGUCGCCCUCACCUCCACCGACCUGCCCUUUGACCUCUUCACCAGGAGGGCAGAGUUUUUCACUUUCAGGGAGGAGAACCCCUGGGACGCCACUCCGAUCACCCCUCCCGGCUCUCAAGAUUUUGGGGAGGAAAUCAAAAACCCCUUCUACCCAGUGACGAGUGAGACUUUUGGCGCCUAUGCCAUCACCUGCGUGUCCGGAGUCAUUUUCCUGGUGGGGAUAGCAGGGAACAUUGCCAUCCUGUGCAUCGUGUGCCAGAACUAUUACAUGAAGAGCAUCUCCAACUCCUUGUUGGCCAAUUUGGCUGUCUGGGAUUUUGUGCUCAUUUUCUUCUGCCUGCCCAUGGUGGUUUUCCAUGAACUGACAAAGUCCUGGCUGCUGGGGGAGUUUACCUGCAAGGUGGUUCCAUAUGUGGAGGUGGCCUCCCUCGGCGUUACCACCUUCACCCUCUGCGCGCUCUGCAUCGACCGCUUUCGCGCGGCCACCAAUGUCCAGAUGUACUACGAGAUGAUCGAGAACUGCACUUCGACCACUGCCAAGCUGGCAGUCAUCUGGAUCGGCGCCCUCCUCCUGGCCCUCCCCGAGCUUCUCAUCCGGCAGCUUGUAACAGAGGACGCCGGACUCCCGGAUGAGCCUCCGGUUGAGCGCUGCAUCAUCAGGAUAUCCACCUCGCUUCCUGACAUGCUCUACGUGCUGGGUCUCACCUACGAGGGCGCUCGGCUGUGGUGGUGCUUCGGCUGCUACUUCUGCCUGCCGACCCUCUUCACCAUCGGGUGCUCUUUGGUGACGGCCCGCAAAAUCCGCCACGCGGAGCAGGCCAGCGUGCGCAGCAACAAGAAGCAAAUCCGGCUGGAGAGCCAAAUGAACUGCACGGUUGUGGCGCUGGCUAUCGUCUACGGAGCGUGUGUGGUGCCUGAGAACAUCUGUAACAUAGUUUCUGCAUACAUGGCUGCGGGCGUUCCGGAGCACACCAUGUCCAUCCUGCAUCUUCUUUCCCAGCUGCUGUUGUUCUGUCGGGCCGCUGUGACUCCAGCACUGCUGCUUCUUCUGUGCCGCCCACUGGGCAGGGCUUUUCUGGACUGCUGCUGCUGCUGCUGCUGUUGCAACCGCGCUCCAUCCUCGGCUACGGGCAGUGACGAUAACGAACAUGAAUGUACGACAGAGCUGGAACUGUCGCCAUUCAGCACUAUCAGAAGGGAGCUCAGUAACUACACGCCUGCCGGAUCCAACUGCUAAGCGGGCAUUUCUCAUCAGUGACUGACCUACAUUUCCCAUAUUCAACUAGAGCUUUAGCUUACCUAUAUUCUCAAAUGUGCACAAUUGAAGUUGGACCAAAACAUGUCAUUGAGCCAAAAGUCUUACUAAGUUAGUGCUACAAAGUCAAAGCCCUUAUUUUCUAGUACAAAAAUAUCAAAGAAGUAGUUUCCUUAAAUGGUUUGGGGGUGCUGAUCAAACUUGAACAGUUUAUAUAAAAAAGUUACCAAUCUUGCCUAAAAAUGUUCAAACUUUUCUCCAGUUGUUGUUAAUCUUGGUCCUCAGAUUCAGAAAAUAGCAUAUCGUUUGAAGACCAAACAAAACAACAAACACUAUUUUAAGUUAGUCAAGAGUUUACAUUGAAGAAAAGUUUGGCAGUUCUAUCUUGGGAGAUAAUCAGUGCCAAUCACAAUAUGGAGACCCGACUGAUCAAUUAUUUUAUCCUUUUGACUGAGAACUCUUCAAUGUCUGAACAUCUAAACUCACACUGCCUUUGAAAGGACUCAACCUUGUUUACUGGCUGCAAGUGCACAUUUAAAUGUGUAUAUGGUUGUACAUAUAGUAACAAGACUUACAAUGAAUAAGGAGAUUCUACUACAGGAUUCUACUUUAAAAUAAAAUACUUCAUAUCAAGAACUAUCGGACACAACUGGGCUGGUCUCAGAGUACCACAACAUGGAGUAGAAUUUUAAAUGGAUCAUAAUGAUUGAAAUCAACCAAACACAACAAAUUGAACUGAAUGGAGAGAUUUUUUUUUUUUUGAUGGAAUGCAAAAAGUUGGAAAUAACGGAAAGGAAACCACUUUGGACGACUGAAUCAAGACAAUAUAUAUCUCACUACAAUGUUGUAUCAUGUUGCGCCGUACACUUUUGGGCUGUAUAUAUAUCCUGUACACUUUCUUUGGUGCUCUUUGAGUGAAAGCACUGUAAGAAAACCCAUUGGUUCAACUUGGAAUCAAAAGUAACCCAACUGUCCUUUUGAGUUAAAUACAUUGAAAUGAUCUGUAUACCAUGUUUGUUGAUCCCAAUACAGUUUAAUGGGGGCCAUUCAAGAGUACAAUUGACUGUACUCUAGUUACUCUUUUGUUUUAAGUUCCUUUGUUUACAUUUUUUGACCAGUUACUUUUAGCAACUCAUUGUGUCUCUUUGCUAAGUCAUGUUGAGCAGCAUAUUAGACCAGCAGAACAGAUAAAAAUGGCAGUGUUUUCAACCAAAAUGUGCCUCUGACAUUAGCUUAGUUAGCUAGCUACCAUAGCUAACAAAGUUAGCUCAUUAGCUAACAGAGUUUUCUGGUAGUAAUUUUAACAUAUUUUUUCUACCUCUGACUCAAGUCAAGGACUCACUUUGCCAAUAGAUACAUCAACAGUUUGGGUUUGGUAAUACCAGACAAGCAUAGAAGUCUUCUUCAUAAACUAGCAAAACAACAAGAUCAAUUAAUCCUUUAGAUAGCAAAGCUGUCAGACAGGAAAUAACACACGCUCUUUGAACUAUCGCAAUUCUGUGGCUUUACGCCAAUUUGCAGCAUUUUAAGAUAGUAAAGUGUAAACCCUUUAUGGAAAGCUGCUAAUCUCCACCUCAGAAUCAAUUACAUUACUUUACUACAGUAAAGUGUUGCACAUUAGCGCAAAGCUACUUUUCUCAGCCUCAAAAUUCACAGAAGUGUAUUCAUUGCGUAAACAUAUUACUACCAUAAAGUGUUUCAUAUAACCGCAAAGCUACCUUUCCUAGUUUCUGAAUUUAAUAGAAUUUUAUCAUAUGCGUAAACACUUUACUUUUGUAAAAUAUUGCAUAUCUACGUAGCCCCUAAA